AUGCAGCUGUCGCUCGAAUGCCAACCAGGAUUGCUGGCCGUCAACGAUGGCGCACUGCAGCCCGAGAAUGUUCAGCUCCUCCACUCCUCGCGACCCGAUGAGCCUUUUGAAGAGCUACGCCAACGCUAUGAGAAAGAUGGCUAUCUCUUCCUCAAAGGUCUGAUUCCGCGGGAAGAUGUCUUAAAGGCGCGAAGUGAAUACUUCGCCAUGAUGCAGCCAACAGGGGUUCUGAAAGAGGGUACCCAACCGGUCCAAGGCAUCUUCAAUCCUCUCAAAUCAUGUGAGGAAUUCCCAGGUAUCGGUGCUGGGGCUGCCGGAAAAAACGGUCGGCCAGGAGGUUCGAAAGCCGCACAGUUCGUCGAUAUAGCUAUCGAUGCUCACUACCGAGACUGGUAUGCGGAGGACUUUUGUCGUCACCCAGCCUUGAUCAGCUUUAUUGCUCGAUUCACCGGGUGGGACUCGAAUACGCUGGGUUUGCGACGGUCGCUUCUGCGAAACAACAUUCCCGGAACCAAACCUAUUGGAGUCCACUAUGAUCAAAUCUUCUUGCGCCAUGGCGAGCCGACGAGUGUGACCGCGUGGGUGCCGAUCGGGGAUAUCAAAUUAACUGGUGGCGGCCUCAUCUAUCUACAAAACAGUGAACCCCUUGGUCAGCACAUUGAAGAGGAUUUUACCAGCAAGGCAAAGGCCUCCGGCCUCACGGGUGAAGAAGCCAAGGACGCAUUCAACACAAACAUGAUGACCACUGGCUUGCUGUCAGAAAACCCCCCUCGCCUUUGCACAGGAACAUCAACGGGCUUGAUCCACGCUUCCACCAUCAAUAAUGAUCCCGAUCGAGUCAUUCGCCUAGCUACUGACUUGAGAUUUGUUGACUCGUCGAAGCCAUUUGACACGCGAUGGAACAAGUUCUACGAGGUCGGGGACGGUGUAUAA
This is a messenger RNA of Penicillium waksmanii, 933 nucleotides long. RefSeq lists its product as uncharacterized. The record is from RefSeq and is a predicted model, not a curated record. Lineage: Eukaryota; Fungi; Ascomycota; Eurotiomycetes; Eurotiales; Aspergillaceae. The transcript is spliced from 4 exons. Bases 1 to 933 code for a protein of 310 amino acids.